GCUGUUUAGGAAAACGCCGUUUCUUUACAGCUCAGUAAGGGGCUAGCUUGGCCCGGUUCGGCUGGAUUUGGUCCGGGUCGGACACAUUUAACGUCUUGUUGUUGCAGCGUCGUAACCGCAGAGUAAACGCGUCUGUUUUUGUAGAGGGCUUGCAUGCAAGAACCGUGUGGAUAGAGGCAGCUCUGCAGCCUGGAGCAGCAGGGGCAAACACAGAAACCUCUCCACUGUAGUUUGACCGAUUUUCUUCGCGUAAACAAGGGGUGCAGGGUGCAGGGUGCAGGGGUGCAGGGUGCAGGGGUGCAGGGUGCAGACGCGAGGUUAGCACGAUACAAAGAAAAUAAAGCGGAUACGAGGUUUAUUUAUUAUUAUUAUUAUUGUGUGACGUGUCGAGAAUCAAGCUAGUGUAAACGGAGAAAGGCGUUUUUUUUUUUUUUGUCUCUAACACAAAAUAUAUUAAUUUCGUUAAAAAAAAAAACCCCAACAAAUUAGAGUCGAUCUGUGUCAUGUUGAGUACCAUAUCUAGGCUGAAUUGAAUUCUGCGCUGAAUUCCUGAUCGCUGUGGCUAUUCAGCGCUGAAUUGAAUUCUGCGCUGAAUUCAUGAUCGCUGCGUCUAUUCGGCGCUGAAUUGAAUUCUGCGCAGAAUUCAUGAUCGCUGCGACUAUUCGGAUAACUUACUCGUCGAUUAUUCGCAGUUUUAAUAUUAUGAUUUGUAAUCAUUUGAAUUCGUAUCCGUUUAGCAGCGCACCCUUACAGUGCAAUAUAGAGAAAAACAUGUUUACCAAAAGCUAACAACCUGGAUAAAUUAUAAGAUCGAUAUAUAUAUAUUUUUUGUAAAAUUUUACAAAACCUCAUCAUAUAAACAGAGAGAUUUUUUUUCUUCUCCUCAAAUUGCACUUUACAAUUGACUUGCACGCAAAGGUCUUAAUCGCUAAAGUUGAAUCGUCGAUUACUGUAAAGACUGAAUUAUGAUUGUUUGUGUCAUUUGAAUAUAAAUAUUUAUUGAGCUUCUACACGUGCCUUUUAUCGUUUUAUUUUCUAUCGUUGUUAGAAUAUAUUUAAUGGUGUAGACAAAGGUAUAUGAAAUAUACGUACAGUUAUAUAAAAAAAAUAAUACGUUUUAUAGCCAUAUUAUAAGUACAAAUACAUAUAGAUAUAUAACACUCCUCUGUAUUGUUGGUUACAAUCACAAAUUUAAAAAAAAAGACCCCAAAUCGCCAAAAUGACAGACGGACCUCGGCAGCGGGGGAAUGCAGCGGCGGCGGCCGGCGACGGCGCCUCUGAACCCGGCAAGGAGAGCUCCGGAGGGGCCGGCGUGGCUCUGAAAAAGGAAAUCGGGCUCCUCAGCGCUUGUGGGAUAAUUGUCGGUAAUAUCAUUGGCUCUGGGAUCUUUGUGUCUCCGAAGGGGGUGAUGGAGAACGCUGGCUCAGUGGGGAUGGCACUGGUGGUGUGGAUCGUCACGGGGCUCAUCACAGCCGUGGGGGCUCUGUGCUACGCAGAGCUGGGGGUCACCAUCCCCAAAUCAGGGGGCGACUACUCCUAUGUGAAGGACAUCUUUGGGGGACUGGCUGGUUUUCUGCGGCUGUGGAUCGCGGUGCUGGUUAUUUACCCCACGAACCAGGCUGUCAUCGCCCUGACCUUCUCCAACUACGUGCUCCAGCCCCUGUUCCCCACCUGCUUCGCACCCGAGUUCGGGCUGCGGCUGCUGGCCGCGGUCUGCCUCUUGCUUUUGACCUGGGUGAACUGUGCCAGUGUGCGCUGGGCCACGCGAGUGCAGGACGUGUUCACCGCGGGGAAACUGCUCGCCCUCGGACUCAUCAUCAUCAUGGGCUUCGUGCAGAUCUGCAGAGGUCAGUACUUCUGGCUCGAGCCAAAGAAUGCGUUUGAGAAUUUCCAGGAGCCGGACAUCGGUCUGAUUGCCCUGGCGUUUCUGCAAGGCUCUUUUGCUUAUGGCGGCUGGAACUUCCUGAACUACGUGACAGAAGAGCUGGUGAACCCUUACCAGAACCUCCCUCGUGCGAUCUUCAUCUCCAUCCCUCUGGUCACCUUUGUUUACGUUUUUGCCAACAUUGCGUACGUGACUGCGAUGUCACCCCAGGAGCUCCUCGCCUCCAACGCAGUGGCCGUGACAUUUGGCGAGAAGCUUUUAGGAGUCAUGUCGUGGAUUAUGCCCAUCUCUGUGGCUCUGUCCACCUUUGGAGGAGUCAACGGUUCUCUCUUCACCUCCUCCAGGUUGUUCUUUGCUGGGGCGAGAGAGGGACACCUCCCCAGCCUGCUAGCCAUGAUUCACAUCAAACGCUGCACCCCCAUCCCAGCUCUGCUGUUUACUUGUGUCUCCACGCUGCUCAUGCUGGUCACCAGUGACAUGUACACCCUCAUCAACUACGUUGGCUUCAUCAACUACCUCUUCUACGGAGUCACUGUUGCCGGGCAGAUUGUGCUGAGAUACAAGCAGCCUGACUUGCACCGGCCAAUCAAGGUCAAUCUGAUAUUUCCAGUGAUAUAUCUGCUGUUCUGGGCAUUCUUACUGGUUUUCAGUCUAUGGUCGGAGCCCAUAGUGUGUGGAAUUGGACUGGCCAUCAUGCUGACUGGUGUCCCAGUUUACUUCCUGGGAGUGUACUGGAAAAAUAAGCCUGAGUGCUUUAACAACUUUGUAGACUCCAUGACCUACUUCGGACAGAAGUUCUGCGUGGUGGUGUACCCUGCGGAGAACGAAAAGAGCGAGCCGGAGGAGAAGAGCGAGCAGAGCACCCCCAUCUACAUGCCACCGGGAGAGGGGGAGAAAGGGGAGGGGGAGAAGGAGGGCACAUGCUAAGCAGACACACACACACACACACUGAUUGACACGGACAGGGCCAUCCCCACAUGCAGAGACGGACAGUCGCUCCGUGUCGGAGACGGUCGCUCACUCUCCUGCAUGUGAUUUAUUUUCUCACUUGCCACUUGUUUUGUGUUUUAAUGGUUUGUUUUAUUUCUAAAGCAGGGGGGCGACGCUGCAAGACAACCUCUGUGUGGGUCCCCUUAUAAUAGCCCCCCCCCCUGUACCGUAUACUGCAAUUCAGUGGUUCCACUGUGAAGUGUUAUCUCUAUAAAGCAUAAUGGUUAUGUAUUUACAUUCAUAUCAAAAUUUAUUUUGCUUUUUUUUUUAGUUGCACCGUUAUCCAGCCAGGGGAACCCCCCCCCUCCCCCCCACCUAAAAACGAGAUCUCCAUGUUAAGUAAAUACAUUUGAAAUGUGAAUUGUUCUUCAGUGUUGAAUCCCAACACUGUGUAGA
Messenger RNA from Polyodon spathula (Mississippi paddlefish), 3271 nucleotides. RefSeq names its product large neutral amino acids transporter small subunit 2-like. Gene Ontology annotation, molecular function: L-amino acid transmembrane transporter activity; neutral L-amino acid transmembrane transporter activity. NCBI's taxonomy places the organism in Eukaryota, Metazoa, Chordata, Actinopteri, Acipenseriformes, Polyodontidae. The record is from RefSeq and is a predicted model, not a curated record. The transcript is spliced from 11 exons. Bases 1220 to 2812 code for a protein of 530 amino acids. Gene Ontology annotation, cellular component: membrane. Gene Ontology annotation, biological process: amino acid transmembrane transport; neutral amino acid transport.